Homarus americanus (American lobster) is the source of this 2418-nucleotide messenger RNA. RefSeq names its product MRG/MORF4L-binding protein-like (gene MrgBP). Gene Ontology annotation, biological process: regulation of transcription by RNA polymerase II. Gene Ontology annotation, cellular component: nucleus; NuA4 histone acetyltransferase complex. The record is from RefSeq and is a predicted model, not a curated record. The transcript is spliced from 7 exons. Bases 401 to 955 code for a protein of 184 amino acids. Lineage: Eukaryota; Metazoa; Arthropoda; Malacostraca; Decapoda; Nephropidae.
UAUUGCACGGAUAAACAGUAAAACCCGGCACGUCUCUCAUGUAUGGAUAAAUUAACAAAUAGAAAAUGACGGAAAUUGAAUGGAAUGUAGAGAAUGAGAUCCAGUUGUUUUAUGCCAUGAUGGGCCAUAAACCAGUAGUUAUGAUGGCAUGGGAGAACACUACUGUCUUGAUGUAGCAGCAUUUCACAUCUUGGACAGCAUUCACCUUCCUAAAUGGCUUCUGUUAUGGAGGUCUACAGCAAGUAGGACACUGUUUAUUUACACUGGUAAAUAAGCUGGAAAGAUUUCUGAAUAAUGUCUCAUUGAAGCAGAAAUGUACCAUUGAGCAUUGCCCAUAUUUUGUCUUCAUGCUAAAUCAAAAAUGGUAAAGUCCUGAAGAUUUGAACUAUGGAACAUUAUCAUGUACCAACAUGGAUUUUGUCUGGCCGCAGAGGAUUAUAGUGGAGUGUACGCCCGGGACCAAUACCAUAUUCUGUUGAAAGGCGACAGAUCGACUUCUUUGGACUUUGGUGUGAAUAAACAUUUCCAAAUGAUGUUCAUCCAUGAUAAACUCAGCUCCUCCCUCAACUGUGAGCUGUCAACUCGCACCAUAUGGAACAAACUGGAGACCUUAUAUGACAUGGCUGCCCUGGAUGAAUCUGAUAAAUUACCAUUCCCAAAUGAUGAAAAUGAAUUCAAUUUACCAGAAGUGGAAUUUUCUGAUUUGUUAGAUGAACGAAGUAAGCCAGAUAUAAAAGAAGAUAACAAAGAUGAAAAGGAAAUUCGUGCGCGAGGUCGACCGCCAAAGAAAGACCCUGACAAGGAUUACAAAGAUGAAGGAGUGAGACGUGAACGUGCACGUGAACUGCGAGAUGAUGAUGAUGAUACCCCACGAAAACCAGGAAAAAGGGGACGGGAUUCUAAGCCGUCUUCUCCGGCCCACACCCCAACUUCGAAUAAAAGACGAAGGAAUUAGUUACUUAACUUAACUCAACCCAACCCAGACCGAUUCAGCCUAAUCAAAUUCAAUCCCACCUUACCUAAUAUAGCCCAACUCAGUCUAAUCCAGUUCUACCCACCCCACCCAAACUAACCCUACCUACCCCAAAUAAUCCACUGCAGCCAACUCUGCCCUCCUCAACCACUUCAUCCCUGCCAACCCAACCCAUCUACACUAACUUAUGCUUUGGACUUCAAUAUCUUUUAAAUUUAUUCCUAUAUAAUUUCAAUCACUUGUUAAAUAUUGUUUAACAGUAGAAUCCCAGUUAUCCGGUAUCCAGGCAACCAGUAGAUUCAACUAACCGGCACCAAAGGAAAUAAUAAAAAUAAAAAUUCCUCCAAAAUCUGCUUGUACCGUUAGUUUGAAUACCGCACACAACAAGGAUGAACUACCAUAUUUAUUGCUAUGAUAAACAAUAAAAUUGAUGCAUCGCAUAUCAUAAAAUACAAUUGCAUAUACUGUACUGUAAUUUAUGUACCAAAAAUAGCUCCUUCCACACUCAAACCAUCUACUGGGUGACACGACCCACUUCAACCAAGCAGUCAACCAGAUGACCCACAGACAUGUGGCUGCCGUUCUGCAGCAGGGAGGGAACAUGGCCACACACACCCAUGCUCUUCAUUUUUCUUAUAUAUUAUUUCUUCCUUUUUCUAAGCCACAUUAGGUUAUUGUAAUGAUUUUUUGACAACUUAUUAGUUUCAUUACAAGUAACAUUAUAUGAGUAUGGCAAGUCAGAUACAUAGUUAUAACCAAGGCCUUGACUAUAACCUCCUUCACACAUGUUCACUUCUCACACCCAUGGUCUAUAUUUUCUUGUUUUAUAUUAUAUUUUAUUUAUUUUGAAGCUACAUAAAAUUAUUUUAAUGAUUUUUCAACAACUUUUAUAGUGUCAUUACAAGUAACAAUAAACAUGGCAGCCUGGCUGGUGAGUCGACGGCGUCGUUAUAGCCCUCCUCCACACACAUUCACUUCCCGUACAUACACACCCAUGCUCUUUAUUUUUCCUAUUUUAAUUUUAUAUUAUAUUUUCUUUAUUUAUAAGCCAUAUCAUUUGUUUAAAGUGGAAUAAGUGUUAAAGAAGUCUAUUUUUCUGAGACACGAAUUUGUGAGGUCAGCUUGUAAAACUGUGCAGUGAAGAAUUUAUUGGGGGAUCCUAAGAGUGAGGUUCAACUGACUGGAAAACUCUAUUUGCCAACUCUCAAUCCCCGUAGGUGUCAGAUAACUGGGAUUCUACUGUAUAUUUGAAAAAUAAUCCCUGAUUUGGGCUAAGGCGUCAUAAAUUAAUAUCAAUGUAAGUUGGACAGAAGCCUUAUACAGCAAUACAGUAUUGCCAUUGGCAAAAGUUGAAUUGGCUUCGCAUGUUUACAAAAUGAUGAAGACUGCAGUAUGGUGUAACUGAUGUAUAGUACUUAUUUUGAAUAUAAUGUAAAUUUGUUUUU